AUAUUGAGCUUAUGGUAAGAUGGUUAUUACCACAAUUAUACAUGAAUUGAUGGCAGGCAGCUUCCCUUAUCAAUAAUGUUUACCCUUAGUUGGUGUUUGUGUUUCCUUUGGUUCUCUCUCCUAUGCACACAGCAAACACACUCAAAGCCAACUGGCAACUUUGAUUGAUUCACAUAGAGAUAAAAUGGGAGGGGGGCGAAAGGAUAGAGCAAAGGACAAAACUAGUCUAGGAUUUGAAUGGGAUUCCUUUGUUUUUUUUCUUAGCUCUACUCUUCUUUCUCAUCUACUUAUAUAGGUAGAGGAAUAUCGAGUGAGAAUAAGGCAGCUUCUCUUGCAUCCUCAUUUUCUUUCUCUGUCUCUCUUUGCUGUGUUUGUAGAUUGGAGAUUUGGGAAUGAAUAUGUCUCGUUGCAGUAGUAGUGGGUGUGAGUCUGGCUGGACUUUGUACUUGGAUCAAUCCUCUCUUUCCAAGAAUCAGUAUCAGGGUUUUGGUGGGUUUGUUGAUGGAGGUUAUGCAAGAGUUGAUGAUGAUGAAGAAGAAGAGGAUUUGUCCAUGGUUUCAGAUGCAUCCUCUAGACCUCCACAUUAUUGUGAGGAUGAUGAAGAUUGCUUUGAUCAAUUGGACAAGAAGAAUAAAAGCAAAAAGAAGAGCAAAGAAUAUGAUAGAAGCCAGCAGCAUUCAUAUCUUGAUGAUACUGCUAGCUCUCCUGUGUUGGGCAAGAAAGUGGGCAAGAAUGAAGCUUCAAUGAACCAUGUCCUGGAAUUUUCACAAGGUUUCUCAGCUACUCAUUUCAAGGGGAAAUCUUCACUGAAGAAGCACUUUGGAUUCUUUCAAUCUUCUCUUCCAGGAAAAUCAGCUUCAGAAGAACCAGGUGGCUUCCAAGGAAAAAACUGGAAAUGACAAAUACUAGUGGUUACCAUCUUUUGUCUCUAUCAAUGCAGCUGCUGUGGAGAGAAAUAUGGAAGGGAUAAAAAGUGAAAAAAAAGAAAGGCAUUUGAUCUUAAAGUGAUUUUGUUCCCUUCUUUUUAAAUUUGUUUUUUCUAAUUUCUACUCCUUUUUAUAUGUUCCUGUCAAUGCAGUGGGAAACAACCUGUGAACAUAAGAAAAUAAAUUAAUUUAUGUCUUUAA
Messenger RNA from Manihot esculenta (cassava), 1127 nucleotides. RefSeq names its product protein SOB FIVE-LIKE 5. The record is from RefSeq and is a predicted model, not a curated record. Lineage: Eukaryota; Viridiplantae; Streptophyta; Magnoliopsida; Malpighiales; Euphorbiaceae. The transcript is spliced from 4 exons. Gene Ontology annotation, biological process: cytokinin biosynthetic process. The coding region runs from base 393 to 899 and encodes 168 amino acids.